Trachymyrmex cornetzi is the source of this 9191-nucleotide messenger RNA. RefSeq names its product adherens junction formation factor afadin (gene cno). Lineage: Eukaryota; Metazoa; Arthropoda; Insecta; Hymenoptera; Formicidae. Bases 1 to 9003 code for a protein of 3000 amino acids. Gene Ontology annotation, biological process: signal transduction; regulation of protein localization. Gene Ontology annotation, cellular component: adherens junction. The record is from RefSeq and is a predicted model, not a curated record. Gene Ontology annotation, molecular function: cell adhesion molecule binding. The transcript is spliced from 27 exons.
AUGGCAACUGAACUGGCGAAUAAAAAAGCGGAGCGGGACGCUCUCAGGGGAGUUAUACAGCAGUGGAACGCCAAUCGCUUGGACUUGUUUGAACUAUCGGAGCCCAACGAAGACUUGGAGUUUCACGGCGUGAUGAGGUUUUAUUUUCAAGACAGUGGUCAAAAGGUCGCAACUAAGUGUAUCAGGGUUGCCUCGGACGCGACCAGCCAGGCAGUGAUAGAAACGCUCAUAGAAAAAUUUCGUCCCGACAUGAGAAUGCUGUCCGUCCCAGAAUAUGCCCUUUACGAGAUUCAUGAGAAUGGAGAGGAGCGUAAGCUUGAUUUAGAAGAAAAACCACUACUAGUUCAAUUAAAUUGGCAUUUGGACGAUCGGGAGGGACGCUUCUUGCUGAAGAGGAUCGACGAUAAAACCAAUGCGCAAGGCGUCGGUUUUAUUUCAGUCGAAGGUUCUAGCUUCCGAAGAAAGUUGAGCAAGCGAGAGAAAAAACAGAUCAAGAAGCAGGAGAAGCUCAGUCGAUUAAAGAGUUUAGAGCAGGAUGAGAAUGCGAUGCCUGGUGAUCAGAACGGUGUUGCCGAGAAGCUUUACACGGAAUUGCCUGAGACCAGUUUUACGAGGAGCAUCUCGAAUCCGGAAGCGGUGAUGAGACGACGUCGCCAACAGAAGCUUGAAAGAAGACUCCAACAAUUUCGUAGUAAAGACGGCGGUCCUGACACAGGCGGCACAUUGAAAAUUUAUGGUGAGGCGUUGUGCAAGGACGUGCCAUACAAAACGCUGCUAUUGAGUGUGCGAGAUUCCGCCGCUCAGGUUGUGCGAGAAAUGCUUUCUAAAUAUGGCCUGGAAAAAGUGGACCCACAGUUAUAUUGCCUUGUACAGAUUAAUAGUGAGAACGUGAGUGGCAAUGCUCAUCAGGAAUAUAUAUUGGACGACGACGAGUGUCCUUUGGCGAUAUUAAUGAAUCAUCCUUCCACGCGAGGUUCCAUUAUGUUUCACGUGAGGAGGAGGCCCGCAGAUUACAUGCCGCGGAAACGUAAAAAGAAACCAGCCGGAAAGUGGAACGAGCUGGAUCAUAAGUACGAGGACGAGAGGCUACCAUUUCUGCUAGAACUUAAUCCUGACGGCAGCGAUAUCCCGAAUGGCGCCGGAGUGCGGCACCGAUUACAACCAAAUGUCACGGAGGUAGGAUCAGAGAGACCGAUAGGACCGCAAGCGGUGCAAGCGCAAACACUGACGCUGCCGGGACCGACGGUGAUGCCCAGGCAUUGCGUUAUAGCCUUUACCGAGAACAUUGUGACUCUCACACCAUGUUCCAGAGAUGCGCAUACGUAUGUUAACAAUCAGAGGAUACAUCAGACGACCAUUCUGCAGAAUGGAGCUAUCAUCAAAUUCGGCAGAAUGCACACCUUUCGAUUCAUUGACCCGGCGCCGGAAGAGCGCAUUAGGCAGAGACACGAUUCCAAUAAACAGAUCGACUACACUUAUGACCGACGCUCGCCGGACGCGACCAGUCAGGAUGUCAGCUCAGAGAAGUUUCAUCCGGGGUCUGGAACACCGAACGGCGGUGGUCAGAUCUCGGGUCAAGCUCAAGAGCGAGCGACCCCGUCAAGUCCUUCGAAGUCUGCUGUUGCAACAGUUCGUAGUCCUCGUAGUCCCACGCACCCGCCGGAGCCCACGCACAAUUAUGAGACCACAUUCGACCUGGAUGGAAACGUGGAGACUGCUAGUCUAAGCAGCAGCAGGGAUGGUAACAGGCUCUCACAAUACGAUCGGCAACCGCGAGGCACCGAUCCAAUUCUGCCAGCUGUCUUAGAAUUUCUCGAGGAAACAGAAGAGACAUUCCUUCACGCUGUCAUCACUGAUAUAGAACCCUCGGCGCCACAGUUCAAGUUGGCGCCAACCUAUACCCUCUAUCUCAGCGCCAGAUAUCGCGCCAGCACUCAUUAUAGACCAGAAUUGCAGCCUACGGAAAGAGCGCACCGACUUACCGUCAUGUUGGCGAAUGUUGCUACUAUGAUACAACGCGUUAUCCAAGAACGUUACAUGGACGCUUCGUCAUUGGCCUUUUGGCUAGCGAAUGGCUCAGAGCUAUUACAUAUGUUGAAGAGCGACCGGCAUGUGGGUGCAUUUUCCACGCGAGCGCAAGAUAUCUUAGCAGAAGCGGUACAUACGGCUUUCGGCUCAUUGGUGCGCUGCAUCACAUUAGAGCUUACACCAGCAAUGACACAGUUCAUGGCGGACGCAGAUGAACCGGCGAAGGAGGCUGGAGUACUGCAGAUUUUUUCAAACACGAUGGCCUUAUUACGACGAUGCCGUGUGAAUGCCGCAUUGACGAUACAGUUAUUUAGUCAUCUGUUUCACGCGAUCAAUGCCACGGCUUUCAAUACCCUCGUCUCGAAUGGAAAUCUGUGCGUCAGAUGGUUCGGACGCAGACUUAAAGCGAGACUAAAUGCAUUAGAGACCUGGGCCGAAAGGCAAGGCCUGGAACUUGCCAGUCAGUGCCAUUUGGCGACGAUCAUGCAGGCAACUCAUCUACUACAAGCUCCGAAAUACAAUGCUGAGGAGCUGGCUACGCUAAGCUCGACCUGCUUUAAAUUAAAUUCUCUACAAGUGAGGGCAUUACUACAAAAAUAUCAACCGGCUGCGGACGAGCCUAGGCUACCUGCCGAGUUGAUCGAGAACGUAGUGAGAGUAGCAGAAAGUGUCGCGGAUACGCUUGCGCGUGCAGACGGCCGCGAAAUAAGACUAGAGGAGGAACCUGUCCUAGGGUUAGCAUUGCUACUUCCCGAGGAUGGCUACAGUUGCGAAGUAAUAAGAGGUGUUCCACCGGGAUUAGCGGAAUUUCUGACACCUCUGCAACGAGAUGGAUUAUGUCGAAUGGCAGCCCAACCUACUAGUAGUGGUUAUUGGACCAUUUACAUGAUAGAUCACCACAACAAUUUGCGUAGUCCCAGCGCAAUGAGUAAUAGAUCUGGUGGCUACAUCAGUCACAUAAAUCAAAACCAAGCUCAACCUGAGAUACAUGUUAUUAAAUUACACAAGAGUACCAACGGUAUGGGCUUAAGCAUCGUUGCAGCAAAGGGCGCAGGACAGGAUCGAUUAGGUAUCUACAUCAAAAGUGUUGUUGCUGGUGGUGCCGCAGAUGCUGACGGCAGAUUGACGGCAGGUGAUCAACUACUCAAGGUAGAUGGACAAAGUCUGGUCGGGAUAACACAGGAAAAAGCUGCUGAGUAUCUUGUACGUACCGGUCCGAUCGUGACAUUGGAAGUUGCGAAACAGGGAGCUAUAUAUCACGGACUUGCAACGUUAUUAUCUCAACCUUCUCCGGUGAUGUCAAGAGCAUAUAAGACUCGGCCCAGGUCCGAGCUCUUAGAGUCAGCGGUAGAGACAACGGAGACGACCAAUCAGCCAACCACGUCACACUCAAUGGGUGACUUAUUGUCCUUUCCGAAGCAGGUGCCGUGUCAGGAGUUAGUUCAACCAGGAAUUACAAAGGACUAUAAACACUCGCUGCUAACGGAACCGCUGACUGUCGAUAAAAAUCUUUUCGAUAAUAUACCCUACAUUGAUCAAACCGAUAGUAUUAACUUCACAGAGUCCUCUGAAUGUGUUCAGACAAACCCAAGUAACAAAUGCGAGCAUUGUAUUAACGCCGACUGUGACAACUUUAAUCUUGAAAAUUCUCAGAAACGCACAAAUGUAGAGCGUAAUAGACAGCAGACUUUAAACGUUCUAGAAUCUAGUUUUGAGUUAAAUACACGUAACAAUCCAAACUUUUCAUUGAUUAGCUCCUUUCCUGCGAAUAAUUCAAUAUUGUUUACCAAAGACACUACAAUUGGAUCAGACUCCGUUGUAGAAUCUAAAUCAGAUGAUUUCUUGCGCUUUUAUGACGUGGAUACCACAAAACAUGUACUGAAUAUUGAUGAACGAUACGAGGACAAAUUAGAGGAUACGUCCAAUUCCGAAGAUUGCGCGGACGAAUCUAGUUCCACGAUUAACGAUGAUUGCGCGUCGAAUAGAACCGACAGAGAUACCGAGGAAGGAAUCUCGACUCCUAAAAUGCACACAAUAAUGCCAGAGUUGCAUCUCGAUCUGAGCGGACUGAACAACGACGUGUCCAGUGACGAAUCUAAAAUAGAGAAAUGUUGGAAGUCACCGGAAGAAGUGCGCUUAGGGUGCGGUAGAGUCGCAGCGUUAGCGAAACAUUUCUCAAAACUUGGCGAUGCUGGUUUAAUCAAGUUUAAGUCCACCAAGUUGAAUGGUUCCCGUCAAUUUGUGUCUGAACCAAAUAUUAUGACGUCGCAUAAAAGCGACGAACAUUUGCACCAUUCUUAUCACGCGCAGAAAGAAUACAAAUCGGAUUCGAAUUUGGCAAGAGAAAGAGAUGAAAAUUCUCGACUCUGUUCAGAUGCGAGACACAACAAUAUCACUCUAGUUGAUGUUGAAGCAGAUGGCGAUUUUGCGAUCGAAAAAUGUAAGUUUCAUCAUUGCGGUGCUAGACGAGUCACAAUUGCCAAGAUUCCAAUGAACGAACAAAUUACGAUUGAUACUGAGGAAAGUACAAUCCAAGCAAGGGACAAAAAUCACGAUAAAGAUAUUAUCAAAGAUGAAAAUAAAAGUUUACUUGAUGCUAAGAAGGACAUAGCUUUGAUAAAAGUUGAAAAUAUAUCGCAUAAUAGUAGCAAAGAUCAGGUGUUUUUUAAUACCAAAGGGGAUAUAACUUUUGUCAAGAGGGAGAACAUGGCAAUCGAUAGCAGCAAAUCUCAAGCCGUUUUUACAGGUGGAAGUAAAAAAAAUAUGUUAACUGGGAAAGAUAACAUUAAAAAUAGUAGUUCCAAACUCUCCUUCGAGCAGCAGAGAGUAAUCACAGAACAACUCGAGCAAUUCUCAAAUCUAGAUAACACCGAUGCACCUUUAUUUAUCCCAAAGCAAGACAUGUCAAAAGAUUCUACCGUUUUUAAAAAAAAUCAGAAUAAUGAAAUAUUCGCUAUUUAUGAUUUGACUCAGUUGAAUUUAAUAAAGCAAUUAGAGGCAGCAUCUCGAGAAAAAUUAUUGUCGUUGAUCGAUAUAGAUGAUAACUUUAAAAAAAUGAAGAAAACUUCUGAUUCUUUGUCGUCCUCUUCUCUGCCUUCCAUUCGACUUCCUUCAUCUUCCAUCGUGCUGUCACUAUCGAACGUUGUGAAAAGUUCUCAGCUCUCGGAAAAUAUUAAGUCACAGAUUCAUCAAUAUUGCGGAAGAUAUCCUAAAUGCUUGUUUAUAAAUAUUUCUGCCGCUAAGAAUUGCUCCAACGACACCUCGGAAAGCUCAUUGAUGUCACAUACAAACGUGUAUUCACGAUUAGGUGAUAAUAAAUGUUCAGUUCUGCGAAUGCGAAUUGUCAGACCUCUUUGUAAUAGCGAAAGUAAUCUAAUCGGUGCUGCAAUUUAUGGUAAAGAGACUGAGAGAUUCAUAAAUCUUCACGACAAGUCUUCUAAAUUAACACGAAGUUGUGAAAGUAUUUUAAAUAGUAAAUUUUUAUCUGAUUCUGAUGAUCGAACACGAUCUUUCGAAAAUAUCUGCAAAGAACUAGAUUCAACUUGCAAGUUUUACGACACAUUCAUCUCAAAUCCUAAGGAAAGUGUACGAUGGCAUCAUCAUCGUUCUCUUGAAGAAUUAAAAUCGAAAAAAGGAUCGAGGAAGCGAGACAAUUCGAUAAAUUCUAUUUCUGUUCACUCUACCCAAACAAAAUUUGACAAAUUCUACGGUGAUCGAUUAGACUUCGAGGACGGAGAAUGCAUACAUUGGAAUCGUCAUUUGUCGCUUGAAGAAUUGAAAUCUAAGAUAGAAUCACACGAGCGAGACAAAUGUACGAAUAUAGAACGAUCUGCUGACGUACAGAAAUUUAACUGGAUGCUGAAAAAGAGACUUUGCAUGAAGCGCAUAAAUGACGAUCGGCUGAAAGAUAAUUCUCUUAAAUUGUCGCAUGAAAAAGCGAAAGACAUGGAACAUCAAAGAUUGAGAAUAGAAGGGAAAUCUCAGAGCAAGUUUGACGUUUCGAGACAGAAGUCCGAUUCAGAGAAAUACAAUUGGAGUUUCCGCGAGAUCAGCUCACUGAAAGAUGAUGACCGGUCCGCUUUGCGUCCUCGUCGCAUGAGCGAGCGGGAUUUACCGUCGCGGCUUGAACACGAUGUCACUCUUCAGCAAAUCCAUAGCAGCAAGUCUGUACCGGCAUUGCAUAAUAUGGGUACCGAGACUAAGCAACAGCAUGAAGUGUUCAAUCCCGGAUACAGCAGAGCUUCUUCCAGCAACAGCGUUACACCGCCUGUUCAACCACCUCCUAUGGCGACGAUCAACAGUGCAACUUCUUUACGUUCCAGGUCGAGCCAUAACUUGCAUGAUCCCAUGAGAAUCGGAACUUUACCGUCCACUGGCUUGAUCAGCAGGCAGCAAUCAUCGCCCAAUUUAAACCCAAGUACGUCGCACAUGAGUACACCGUCGAAUGUACAAGGCACAGAAGCAGAGCGAUUUUAUCAGAAUCUGAAUAUUUAUCGAAACCAAGAUUCGACGGUGAAGCAACAAAUCAGUCCACAACAGUCAGAAGAUAGAAAUCCUCAGCACAUCCAAAAGGGUUCAUUAAAGGGUUCACAGAACUCAUUGAACCGUCCCUCUACUAUGGAAGUUGGCAGCCAUUUCCGAGACCGUCCGACAUCCGCUUACAUUACCCAAGGCCAACAGCAGAGCUACUCGGUGGUCAGCAAUCAAAUGCAGCAACACACUGGUGGUCCACCACCACGUUCCCAGUCUUCGCGCGACAUUAUCCGCCAGGAGGCGAAGAUGCAGGAGAUGCAGGAGGAAAUUCGCCGACGAGAAUUGCGUGGCGGCGUACCGCUACUCAAUCAACAUAGACCGCCAAUGUACAUCAGUACUCGAGUGACGAUUCCUCCUGCUCAACAAGUGUCGAACUUGCGUUUACCAAGGCCACUCGGUUCCACGUCGAAUCUAGGAACGACCUCCAACUACAUGGCGAGACAAAACGCGCCUAGUUACAAUUACCCGGAUGCCCAAUAUGCUCAGUAUAACAGCACGCAGUAUGGUCAAUACAAUCAGUAUUCCAACCGAUAUCUGGUAAUCGGAAGUCAAUACGGCCCGAUGAUGAUGCCCAAACCGAAAAACGAGACGAUCGCGCGCGACCAUCAGCCGAUGCCCAAUGAAAAUCUAUUCGGCAGAGACUCGAACAACCAAGAAGCAAAGUCAUACGCCGAACAGAACCGACAUUUUGCGGGUUCACAGAAUUAUCCGCAUUAUCCGAAUGGUAACCUAGAACACCGCGUCGAUCAAUAUGAGAAUGACAACGUCAAUCGUGCGCAAAACGGAGAUGGCCACUCUACAGAAGUGCCACCAACGAGACCGGCUUUGCCAUCUGAGGAUACAUUUAGCGAAAGUCCACCACCACCGCCACCUAGCACUUCGACGCACCCUCUGUACAAGCAAGUCGAUACGAGAUAUACCGCAAGCAUGCAGGAUCCACCACGAGGUAGUUAUUAUCCUGUGGGAGGAAUCAGUGCCAUGCAGCAACCGCGUCAGUAUCAAUAUAGCGCGACGAAUCCUUGGCAACGUGAAGAAAGAGAGAAGGAACAAGCUCGUAGAAUAGAAGCCGCUCGUCAAUGGCGAGAUCAGCAGAUUACCGAGCUAAGCGCGCUGACACAUCGAACUCAGCAGCAAGAGGAGCAACUGCGAGCUCUUCAACUAGAAAGAGAUUUCCAGAAGCGUGCGGAGGAGAUUGCCAAUCAAGACGAUGAUGAGGAGAGCAACGAUUUAGACAACGAGAGUGUGCAGCGCGUUCAGGGCUUGCUAAGGAUGGCAGCCAGUCAAGACAGAACAGUCCAAGAAACUCUGCAGCCACUGACUUUAUCGAAAACAAUUACAGGCAACCAGUCUAUAAGAGGUAGUUUGCCUCUCCUGAGCAGCCAAUCUGUCACCAGCAGCCACGUUCACAUUCUGCCCAAUCAAACAGCGCCUCAAAAUGUCGAAAUGAGCAAUCCGGGUCAAGAAAAUAAUGGCUUGCACGUACAACCAAAUCAGCAGCAACAACAAACGGUGGGUCAGAAUGAAGAGCAUGUGUCGCCAGCUAAUUAUGGCACACAUAGCCAUUUCAGUUCUGGUCAGAAGUCUUAUUCCAUGGGUAUGUCGCACUCCGUAGAAGAUAGGGAACUGCAACGGAAAAUGGAUGAAGUGAAGCAGAAGCAGGCUGGAUAUGAAGAGAAUCAGAAAAAACAAGAAGAACAGCAGCAGCAAACAUAUCAAUUGAAUCAACAUCCGCGCAGUCAGCUACAUCCUGGCAUGUUGCGCUUAGACAACUUGAUUAUUAAUGGUCCUAACAUAUCUACAUCUUCGCAAAACAAUGUAAAUGAUGCACCCCCACCACCAGAACGAGGUUCUAGUUACGCUGUUAUGUCACAGCAGAGUGCUCUCAGAUCAAACGGCUCGACCACAUCUAAUCUACCUCCCACUUCUCAACAGUCAGCAUCUAUGAAAAGAGUUUCUUUUCAUGAUUCGAAUGCAAACAGUGAGUCCAUGGUGCGCAAUGUAUCAUCUGGAAUGUCAAAUCCGCCAUUAAUCUCCAUGGAUACCAUUAGAGAAGAUCCCAAUAAUUUUAUCAACGACGCAGAGAAUUUAUUAGCCUCUGCCAAGACACCGGAAGGAUCCGGGACUUCGUUUACUGGCGCCACCCCUGGUGUAAUCGGAGCUCAAGAAGUCUAUAAAGACCCGAGACAAAAGCGACUGGCGGAAAAGCAAAAACAGCAGCAAAACUCGCAGAUUGGCGCGGUGCCGGAAAAACUCAGCUUUAAGGAGAAAAUGAAAAUGUUCGCGAUGGAAACUGGCGAGGAUGGCACACCGCGAGAUAAAGUGAAGAUCUCGCGCGCUCAGCGUGAAAUUGAUAACAUCAGCAGUCCACUUAAUUCCAAUAAUAACAAUAAUAACAAUAACACCACCAUUAGCGGCAAUAACACUAAUAACAAUAGGACCUAAAAAAUGUUGUAUUUUUAUUUUCAGGCUUUAGCAAUUAAGAUAGAUGAAAUAUUUUUUGAAAUAUCUAGGGCGAUUGGACGAAAGUCACGAUUGUAAACUGCAUAACCGCGGCACGAUAUAUGUGAAAAGAUAAUCUUUUUAAAUUUUAUAUAAUUUGGCCAAAAGAUAACGUUGAUCACGCUGCUAAC